Molecule: messenger RNA, 1659 nt
Organism: Symbiodinium necroappetens
Lineage: Eukaryota; Dinophyceae; Suessiales; Symbiodiniaceae
Source: the annotation of a GenBank genome assembly
AUGGAUCUUCGGCUUGGGCUCCUCGUUGUUGGCUUCUUUCUUUGCCAUGUGGCUUUUGAAGCCUUGAACGAGAUGCUGGUCACGCUGCCCAAUGUUCCGCACAGUGUGACCCUUUGGAGUGUUGCUGCGCAGUUUGGUCUUUGUACAGUGGCGCCGAUGACACGAGCACCGAGGGCCUUAUUCACCAAAAGUUCCUGGUGGCCGUUCGUCACGGUGUCGUGCAUGGUGUUUUUGUCGAACGGCUUGUCGCAGUACUCUACACAUCACGUGGAGUUCACCGUUAAGAUUGUGGCCAAAGCUAGCAAGCUGUUGCCCACAAUGCUGAUCUCGGGCUUACUGGGCAACUCGAGUCACUUCCAGGCCUUGGAUUAUGCAGCAGCUUUGCUACUAUGUGCAGGGACGGCUCUUUUCUCGUAUGGUGGCGGUCGAGCGCCCAACGCGGCGAGCUCCUGGCAGGUGGUGGUGGGUAUGUUGGCGCUCGCACUGUCAUGCAUAUUCGAUGGCUUGGUUCCAAACCUUCAGCAGAAGAUCAUGCGCACUGGGAUUACCUCGACAGAGCUCAUGAUCCGAACCAACGCCGUCGGUUCACUGGCAGGUGUUGCUGGCAUCGUACUGAGUCGGGAUGUGAUGUCCAUGGUUGCCUAUGCAGGCCAGCAGCCAGAGCUGUGGUGGCUCAUCCCGUCGAUCGGGUUGUCCUUGGCAGGCAGUGUUCUAUGCUACACCGACCUGGUGGCCCAUGCUGGAUCUGUGGCGGCAGUGGGAGUGGCCACGCUUCGCAAGAGUGCCUCGUUGCUUCUUUCGUAUUUCUUGUUUCCAGGAAAGCCAUUCAGUACUCUAAGUGGGCUUGGGCUCCUGGUCCUUACACUGGGCCUUCUUCUGGCAGAACGCCGUGCAACAUCGCGCAGCAGAGCAAAAGGCGGCAAUGGCAACGAAAGGAAUGAGAAAGAACACACUGCUCUGGCUGGAGGUGGAACGCUGCAGCCAGGGAGGAACAGCAUCUACGCGGCGGACGCAGACACAAAGAUGGAGAAGCAUCGAAGAUCCAAUGUGAACAGCUCCGGCUUCCAUGCUCGGGGCAGAUAUGCCACGGACUUGAUAGGAGGGCUUUUGACCCGCACUUUGCAGGCGAAUGCAGUUGAAGCCUGGGUUCGGCGUGUUGUCGUUGCACACGGGCUUUGUCCUUGGGCUGACGGAGCACUGAGGCAAGGAAGCUUGGCUGUUGUAUCGUUGUUUGAGGAUGAGGAGGAGCAGGUGGCAGCAGCCCUGGUGAGUCACGCGCAGCUACUUGCGCUGCAGCAGCCGCCAGAGGGUGCCGGUGCCACGACGCUGCUUGUGGCACCGAGGUGCGAAAAGCUUCUUGACUUCGAGGGCUACUUGGAGCUCUGCGAUUGGGUCGAAGAAGCUUUUUCAGAGCUGGACCUGAUCGGUAAAGUGCAGAUGGCUGCUUUUCAUCCAGACUUCCGCUUCAAUGGUUCUGAUGCGGCGGACUGUGCAAAUUUUGUCGGUCGUGCUCCAUAUCCUGCUUUCCAUUUGCUACGAGAGGAGGAGUGCAUCGGACUGCAUGUCGUUGUCAAAAGCAAGCUGGGUUUGAUCUGUUUCGCCUGUGCUGAGUUUGCACUUGCUGCAAAGACAGUCCUGCCGAACCAAGCCCCGCUAUGA